Messenger RNA from Octodon degus (degu), 1250 nucleotides. Its product is annotated as NSFL1 cofactor p47. The transcript has 11 exons. NCBI's taxonomy places the organism in Eukaryota, Metazoa, Chordata, Mammalia, Rodentia, Octodontidae. Gene Ontology annotation, molecular function: ubiquitin binding. Gene Ontology annotation, cellular component: cytosol; nucleus. The coding region runs from base 66 to 1250 and encodes 394 amino acids. Gene Ontology annotation, biological process: proteasome-mediated ubiquitin-dependent protein catabolic process; nuclear membrane reassembly; autophagosome assembly. The record is from RefSeq and is a predicted model, not a curated record.
CGCGGUAGUGGGAUUGUGGUUGUGAGGCAGCAGUCGGAGUGGUUUGGGACACGCACGAAGCAAAGAUGGCGGCGGAGCGACAAGACGCGCUGAGGGAGUUCGUGGCGGUGACUGGCGCCGAGGAGGACCGGGCCCGCUUCUUCCUCGAGUCAGCCGGCUGGGACCUUCAGAUCGCACUAGCGAGCUUUUAUGAAGAUGGAGGGGAUGAAGACAUUGUGACUAUUUCGCAGGCCACCCCCAGUUCAGUGUCCAGAGGCACAGCCCCCAGUGAUAAUAGAGUGACAUCCUUCAGAGACCUCAUUCAUGACCAAGAUGAGGAUGACGAGGAGGAAGAGGGCCAAAGGAGCAGGUUUUAUGCCGGGGGCUCAGAGAGAAGUGGACAACAGAUUGUCGGUCCUCCCAGGAAGAAAAGUCCCAACGAGCUGGUGGAUGAUCUCUUUAAAGGUGCUAAAGAGCACGGAGCCGUAGCUGUGGAGAGAGUGACCAAGAGUCCUGGAGAGACCAGUAAACCAAGACCCUUUGCAGGAGGUGGCUACCGUCUUGGGGCAGCACCAGAGGAAGAGUCUGCUUAUGUGGCAGGAGAAAGAAGGCAGCAUUCCAGCCAAGAUGUUCAUGUUGUUCUGAAGCUUUGGAAAAGUGGAUUCAGCCUGGACAAUGGCGAGCUCAGAAGCUACCAAGACCCAUCCAAUGCCCAAUUUCUAGAGUCUAUCCGCAGAGGGGAGGUGCCGGCAGAGCUGAGGAGGUUAGCUCACGGUGGGCAAGUGAACUUGGAUAUGGAAGACCAUCGGGAUGAGGACUUUGUUAAGCCCAAAGGAUCUUUCAAAGCCUUCACUGGUGAAGGCCAGAAACUUGGCAGCACGGCCCCCCAGAUAUUGAGUACCAGCUCUCCAGCCCAGCAAGCAGAAAAUGAAGCCAAAGCCAGCUCUUCUGUUUUAAUCAAUGAGUCAGAACCUACUACCAACAUCCAAAUACGACUUGCCGAUGGCGGGAGGCUGGUACAGAAAUUCAACCACAACCACAGGAUCAGCGACAUCCGACUCUUCAUCGUGGAUGCCCGGCCAGCCAUGGCUGCCACCAGCUUUGUCCUCAUGACUACCUUUCCGAACAAAAGGGCCAUGUUCCUGCCCACCAAUAGUACCUUGCAGAGCCAGAAACUUAAAGACCUGGAGCUCAUUGAAGGGAAGCAGCUGGUACAUAAAUGCAGUGUCAAAGGAACUACUGCCUCAGGACCCUCUCAUGGGCCCAAAUAA